Messenger RNA from Papaver somniferum (opium poppy), 1560 nucleotides. RefSeq names its product MDIS1-interacting receptor like kinase 2-like. Gene Ontology annotation, biological process: protein phosphorylation. The record is from RefSeq and is a predicted model, not a curated record. Lineage: Eukaryota; Viridiplantae; Streptophyta; Magnoliopsida; Ranunculales; Papaveraceae. The transcript is spliced from 4 exons. The coding region runs from base 1 to 1560 and encodes 519 amino acids. Gene Ontology annotation, molecular function: protein kinase activity; protein binding; ATP binding.
AUGAACAACCUCAAUGGCCCAAUCCCUACUUCUAUAUGUAAUUUGAACAACUUAGACAUCUUAUUGCUUCAUCAAAAUCUACUAUCUGGUCAAAUUCCUCAAGAAAUUGGAAGGCUUGGGUCUCUUACUAACUUGAUGUUGUCCUCAAACAAUCUAACCGGUUCUAUUCCAGCUUCUUUAUGUAAUAUCACCAACCUAAACAUGUUAUACUGUUUCAAAAAUCAACUUUCUGGAACUAUCCCGGAUGACAUUGGUAAACUAAGUGUCGUUACUGACAUUGGAUUGUCGACUAACUAUCUCACUGGUCCAAUUCCUGCUUCUUUAUGCAAUCUUACCAACCUAAUCAAACUUCACAUCUUUGAAAAUCAGUUGUCUGGUACCAUUCCUCGGGAUAUCGGAAGGCUGAGAUCUCUUACCUACUUUCAUCUGCGUGCAAACAAUCUCGUAGGUUCCAUCCUGUUGGGUCUCAGCCAAAAUGAGUUGAGUGGGGAAAUACCGCAAGAAUUUGGAGAGCUAAAAAAACUGGAAAGCUUAAACCUGUCUCACAACAAGAUUUCCGGUUCAAUUCCCUCUUCGUUUAAUGAAAUGCUUAGCUUGACCACUUUCGAUGUUUCGUACAAUGAAUUAACUGGUCUUGUUCCAAGCAUCAAGGCCUCUAAGGAUGCUCCCAUUGGUGCAUUGAAGAACAAUAGUGGUUUAUGUGUGAAAAAGCUUCAUUCGUCAGAUGAAGAUUCUGAAAUAGUUGAUCUUAAAUCAUUUGAGAGUGAAGUUCAAGCAUUAACUGAAAUCCGGCAUAAAAACAUUGCAAAACUCUUUGGUUUCUGCUCUAGUGUAGAGCGACAAAUUUCAUUCUUGAUUUAUGAGUUUGUGGAGAGGGGUAGUUUGAAAAAGAUUUUAUGCGAUGGGGAACAAGCGGUAGAGUUCGAUUGGGUAAAGAGGACAGGAUUCAUCAAGGGAACAGCUGAUGCACUUGCGUACAUGCACCACGAAUGCGUACCAGCAAUAGUUCAUAGGGACAUAUCUAGCAACAAUGUCUUGUUGGAUUUGGAAUAUGAAGCUCGUGUUUCUGAUUUUGGUACUGCAAGGAUUUUGAAGCCAGAUUCAUCUAACUGGACAUCACUUGCAGGAACGUAUGGAUACGUUGAUCCAGAACUGGCCUAUACAACGAAGGUGACCGAGAAAUGUGAUGUGUACAGCUUUGGAGUACUCCUGCUAGAAGUACUACAUGGGAGGCACCCAUCUGAGAUCAUCACAUUACUCUCUCCUGCGCUUCAUCUAUCGUUGUCAUCAAUAUCAUCUUCGACCUCGAAUAGUGUUCUGGGGAAAAACAACAUAACAUUGGUAGACAUAUUGGACCACUGCGUUGGAGCACCAACUGAUGUUGUGAAGAAUGAGAUAACAUACAUAGUAAAGGUUGGUCUCUCAUGCUUGCAUGGUGAUCCACGUACUCGUCCAACAAUGCAACAAGUAUCGACGGAGCUAUCAGCUCAGAGUAGGCCGUCUUUUGGAAAGCCCUUUGAAACUAUUACAUUGCCAGACCUACUGAUGGGGAACUCAUAA